Molecule: messenger RNA, 1305 nt
Organism: Morchella importuna
Lineage: Eukaryota; Fungi; Ascomycota; Pezizomycetes; Pezizales; Morchellaceae
Exons: 1
Coding region: 1-1305 (434 amino acids)
Molecular function (GO): oxidoreductase activity, acting on paired donors, with incorporation or reduction of molecular oxygen; monooxygenase activity; heme binding
Source: RefSeq, a predicted model, not a curated record
AUGGCAAUUGUAGAAACCCUCAUCUAUACAGUGGGUUCUAUUGCAGGGGCCGGAUUCUGGAAAUAUGGCAUACUUGCUGUAAUGCCCUUCCUCUGGUUCUGGCUUAACCUUCGAUACGGCCUCGGAGACUUCGAUAUCCCCACAAUUGGCGUUCCACCAGGACUCCUAGGCCCCUGGAUAGCUCCCUACAACUGGAUGAAGAACUCCCCGCACCUGAUCCGCGAGGGUAUGGCCAAGUACGGAGCUCGAGGUCUACCCUUCAAGAUCCGCUCCCCUAGUCGCUGGAUGGUUUUUGUGAACAAACCCACCAUUAUUGACGAACUUAUUCGGCUUCCUAAAAAUGUUGUUUCGUCCAGCGCGGCGCUGGAUGAUAUCUUUUUCACGCAGUUCACCAUGUACAAGGACGCCGCGUCGGACCCGCCGUUCGCAGAGAUUGUGUUGAAGCAGCUGUCUGGGAGAUGUUGGGAGUUUAUGCCGCUGGCUGUGGAGGAGGUCAAGAUGGCGUGGGAUGAGAAGACGAAGAUUGGGGAGGAGUGGACUGACGUACCUGUAUGGGAGGUUUUCAUACAGCUUGCUGCGAGAGCGGUUAUUCGGUCCAUCAUUGGAGCGCCGCUCUGUCGCAACCAGGAGCUGCUGGAUAAUAUCAUAGCAUAUGCUGAGGGAGUUAUCAUGCACAGUGAGCUACUGGAGAUAAUCCCGGCAACUCUGAGGCCUUUCGUCAAUAAGUUUAUAUUCCGGAAUAAGCCCUUGGACGUGUGCAUGUCCUAUUUCGGCCCCAUCUUCCAGGAGCGCCGAAACAUCAUGAAAGACGGGAAAUACAGCGGGAAUGUUAAGCCCGAUGAUGGAUUCCAGUGGGUCAUUGAUACAUGCCCUCCCGAUACCACCAUCGAGAGGAUGGUGAAGAAGCUCCUCUUCAUCUUCACCGCCGGAAUCCAUACCACCGCCGUCGCAGGCACGCACUGUGUCCACGACAUUGCCGCAAUACCGCACUUCCAAGGCCCUGCUCGGGAAGAGAUCGCACAGGAGCUUGGUGCUGCGUCUACAGUGAAGGAGACCAAAGAGGCCUGGGCGCCAAUGCGCAAGCUAGAUAGUGUCCUUCGUGAGAGCGCGAGGAUGAACAGAACGCAUCUGGGCACAGUCAUGCGGAAGUUCAUGGUUCCAUAUACGUUUUCUGACGGGAUGGAGAUACCGAAAGGUGCUUGGGUUGUGGGUGCGUCGUCGACGAUACAUCGGACGAAUAUUUACGAGGACCCGGAUACGUUUGAUGGGUUCAGGUUCUCGAGGAUGAGGGAGGAGGCGGGAUAG